AAAACAAAAUACUAAAGGAAUUGAUGGAUGGAGGAUUUUCCCUUUUGAGUUUUUAUAAUUGGAAUAAGAUAAUAAACAUGGUGUGCACAAAAAAAACGUAAAUGGAUGUCCCCUCCACCAUCAAGGAGAGAUUUCCGCCCAUGGACAUAUUUAACUUCCGGUAUCAGUGACAAACACAUUGGGUUUCACACAGUUUUAUUGAAUGGUUGUAGAGAAAAUGCACUCACUGUGAGAGUAAUGGACAUGACAUGAAAUGGACAAGGCAUUUUGACCUACAUGUACUGUUAAUUAUGAAAAUUCCUGUGAGUUUUUGGAUAGAAUGCACUUGGUUUUGGUGUUAAUAAAACCCGAAGGUCAUGCUUUAAUCAUAAAGUCAUCUCAUUGAACAGUUUUUCAUUGCAUUCUUUUUCGACAGUUCAAAAUGUAGCGCGACGGACAUGACACAUUUAGCAUAACGGACAUGACAGUUUUGUCCACUUUUUAUAAGUCAGUACACAAGCAUGACAAGGUACACCCUAGGCCACACCAUAUCGCGAACUGUACCAACAGCUAGCUGAGAAAGUCGACACAUCUCAACCCGGAGACCAUCAUGACCAUCUUUCGAGUGCCGGGAUGAUGACGAGGACAGAGAUGUGACGGUCACAACCAACAUACCCAGGCCAAGGUCUUAGGAGAUCCCUCCUACAUCAUGUUCACAGUUACAAAAUGGUUGACAGUGCAAUCUUUGGCACUCCACCAGAACCAGUCUUCAAUCUGAAGGGCUGUUGUCUGUCUUCUGAACUCCUGGAAGAGUUGCUGUAUGUACAAGCUGCUCACAAUGAGAAGGCAGUCAAAAAUUCUGGCAGUGCGGAUGGUGCUUUCAAACAAGGGUCCAUAGCAGAAAUGAUGUUCCUUGUGUGUGAUAAGUUUAAUCAACCCCCAGAGGCCCGCUAUUUAGCCUUGGAGAUCUUUGACAGAUUCAUGACCAAGUAUGCCCGUGACCAGCUCAAAAAGGCCCACUCAGGCAGAGGGGGUUACCAGAAGAAAGCUGCUACCUGGAAUUCUUUCCUGCGGAAAAUACAGAAACACCUCAAGCUAUACAUCACGUCCUGCGUGCAGAUAGCCAGCAAGAUGUGCUCUCAUUACAAAAUUUUGACAAAUCGGAAAUGCAGCAGGUUUCUCCUGGAUGCUGGGCUGGGCUGUACCUCGGCAACCAUCCUGAGGACAGAGCUGACCAUCCUGGAGACACUGGACUAUCACGUCUAUGCAACCUCACCGCUCACAUACAUCGAAACUCUCCUGGAGAUCAUGGGGCACAAUGACAAAAGCACCAGCAUGAAAAUCCUACACGAGACCAGUAUGAAAGUGAUGGACCUAGCUUACUUGCGACGCAGCGCAGUGUAUGACGAACUCUUCAGGGUGGCUACAGGUGGAAUGACUGGUUCUGCCAAGGACAGGGAAAGUUUUGCCAUGGUUGAGCACGACAUAAUGCUGUUUGCAGUGGCAGUGAUCGGUGCAGCAUCCUACGUGAUUGACAAGACCACAAGUGAUCAGGUGAUUGAUCAUCUAAGCCGCAUCACAUGCAUCCCUACUGACGACAUACUGGAGUUUGCUACCGUCCUCGUCCAGAUCACUCUCCAGUUAGACCGUCAUCAGUGACAAAAUCCACCUCACUUCAGCCUUGGGUUCAAGACACAAGUCGUCACCGGUAUUGCCCGCAGUUACAAAUUUACCCGCAAACCAAGCCAUCACUUUGAAUUUAUAGUUCAGUUAUGUGACUGCUUAAAUUCCAUUCGAGGGCAGACACACCAAAAAGUGACAAUAACCCUCGGAACUCUGGAAUGAAACGACAGAUUCAGAACAAAGUCUCUUUGGGGAGCCCCCUGCAAUCUCUUUACGUCGUGGGCUCCAUCAAGUGUGAGGCCAAAUUUGGAGGUUUCGUGCCCUUGGAAGACAGGGAGAUAACAUACUCUAAAAAACAGUUGUCCAUUCAUUUUAUUUAAUUUACUGAAAAUGAGAACGGAUCACCUUUUUCUCAUAAUCUAUACGACACUUCCAUCUCAAAGAGAUAAAUUCCCACGUAUUCUUAGUUCUGUUUACUGCACAGAAUUUUAAACGGUAAGACAAAGCCACACACAUCGAUUUAAGUAAACAACGAAGUGAUCAAGUGUAGACGACAGUGCUUUUGUGGCUCACAGUAGGAAGAAUCCUGUUUCUGAUAUGAAGAGACUGGAAGCUGUCCUGCCAACAGUAUUUUCACACUAGUGAAUUGCACACUUAAUUCAAUAUGCAUUUCAUUGAAAGAAAAUAGUUCAGCGUUUACAAAUUGUAUGUGCAUCCUUUCCCAAGCCAUGAUAAUUUGGGCAGACAUUAGACAAAGAUUAGAUUUUUGCUGGACGAAUGUACGGAGAACAAUCCACAAAAUCCAAACAGCUGGAGUAAGCUUGUCUAUAAAUCUAGAUCAAAUGACAGGUACGACAUGAGCGCUGUGAAAAAGAUACUCCAAAAUACAUACGACACAUACAAGUGACUAUCAAUACCUCAAUGUACAUGUGUCUAGUUGCUGGAUUUCUCCACAUGUGGCCUCUGCACCUGGCCACUGCCCUGAUUUGGCGCCCUCUCUUGACUCCUUUGUAUAAUAGGAGCAGUUUACCUACUUUCUCAAGAAAACAUAAUCAAACCUCAUCCUCAAAUGAUUCCUCAUAUUUGACCAUCAAAAUAUAUAGAUCUCAUGCCUGGCUCUCCAAGAAAAUUUUCUUUUUCAGAUUUCAAAUGAAAAUCUUCACCAUUUCUUUGGUAUACUUCACUCAGUAUUAAUAACUUCUUAACGGUCUCAUAAUUGUAAUGAACAUAUAAAAACCUAAGUAUCAGGUCUUUUAUUUACUUUUUUUAAGCAUACAUUGUUAAACAGAUAUUCCCAGAAUUCCUCA
Acanthaster planci (crown-of-thorns starfish) is the source of this 2909-nucleotide messenger RNA. RefSeq names its product cyclin N-terminal domain containing 1 (gene cntd1). Lineage: Eukaryota; Metazoa; Echinodermata; Asteroidea; Valvatida; Acanthasteridae. Gene Ontology annotation, cellular component: site of double-strand break. The record is from RefSeq and is a predicted model, not a curated record. Gene Ontology annotation, biological process: reciprocal meiotic recombination.